Mucor mucedo is the source of this 1833-nucleotide messenger RNA. RefSeq names its product acetyl-CoA hydrolase. The record is from RefSeq and is a predicted model, not a curated record. Gene Ontology annotation, molecular function: acetyl-CoA hydrolase activity; acetate CoA-transferase activity. The transcript is spliced from 5 exons. Gene Ontology annotation, biological process: acetate metabolic process. NCBI's taxonomy places the organism in Eukaryota, Fungi, Mucoromycota, Mucoromycetes, Mucorales, Mucoraceae. Gene Ontology annotation, cellular component: mitochondrion. Bases 111 to 1685 code for a protein of 524 amino acids.
GUCGCAGUUAACACUCCGACGGUGUUGACAUAAUUUAUAUAAAGCAAAAGAAAAAAGUGUUUCUUAUUCUCUUUCUUUGUGUUUUCAUAUAUUACAUUAAAUAAAUUAUCAUGUAUACCGCAAGUGCUGCAUUAAAGGCCAGAGUUCGUCGUCCUCAACUCUUGGACAGAGUUAUGAAGCCUGAAGAUACCCUUAAGUUUUUCAAAGGUGGACAAUAUUUGGGUUGGUCUGGAUUCACUGGUGUCGGAUACCCUAAAAUGAUUCCCCUUGCUUUAGCUGAUCACGUCGAAAAGAACGAUCUUCAAGGUAAAAUGAAGUUCAAUCUUUUUGUUGGUGCCUCCUCUGGCGCUGAGUGCGAAGAUCGUUGGGCUGAGCUUGACAUGAUUGACCGUCGUUAUCCUCAUCAAGUCGGUAAGAACAUCAAGAAGGGUAUUAACGAAGGCCGUAUUCGUUUCGCCGAUAAGCAUCUUUCCAUGUUUCCUCAAGAUUUAGUUUAUGGUUAUUACACCAAGGAUAAGCCCGACAACAACAAGCUUGAUAUCGUUAUUGUUGAAGCUACCGCUAUUACUGAAGAUGGUGGUAUUGUUCCCGGUGCCUCUGUUGGUGCCACCCCCGAAUUAAUUCAAAUGGCUGACAAGAUCAUUAUUGAAGUCAACACUCGUAUUCCCUCUUUCGAGGGUCUUCACGAUAUCAACAUGUGUACUCUCCCUCCUCACCGUAAGCCUUAUUUGAUCAUGAACACAGAGGAUAGAAUCGGAACAACUUCUAUCCCUAUUGAUACCGAUAAAAUUAUUGCUAUUGUCGAAAGUAACCGUCCUGAUAAGACUGGUGGUAACACACCCGCUGAUGCCAAGUCUGAAGCCAUUGCCGAUCAUCUUAUUGAAUUCUUCGAAGAAGAAGUCAAAUAUGGCCGUCUUCCCGCCAAUUUAUUGCCUCUCCAAUCAGGUAUUGGUAACAUUGCCAAUGCCGUCAUUGGUGGUUUAGCCAAGUCACGUUUCCAGAAUGUUACAGUAUUCACUGAAGUGUUACAAGAUACUUUCCUCGAGUACUUUGACUCCGAAAAGCUCAAGUUUGCUAGUGCCACAUCUAUCCGUUUCUCUCCUGAAGGUUUCGAUCAAUUUUAUGACAACUGGGAAAAGUACAAGGAUAGACUUUUGUUGAGAUCUCAACAAGUUUCCAACUCCCCUGAAGUCAUCCGUCGUCUCGGUUGUAUUGCCAUGAACACACCUGUUGAAUUCGAUAUUUACGGUCAUGCUAACUCCACCUUGGUUUGUGGUUCCGGUAUGUUGAACGGUCUUGGUGGUUCUGGUGAUUUCUUGCGUAACUCUAAGUUGAGUGUUAUGCACACACCUUCCUCUCGUCCUUCCAAGAAGGAUGCCAACGGUGUCUCUUGUGUUGUCCCCAUGUGUUCUCACGUCGAUCAAACUGAACAUGAUCUCGAUAUCUUUGUUACUGAACAAGGUUUAGCAGAUCUCCGUGGUUUGUCUCCUCGCGAGCGUGCCCAAGUUGUCAUUGACAAGUGUGCCCAUCCUGAAUACAAGCCUCAACUCCAAGAUUAUCUUGACAUGGCUACCAAGAAGUGUCUUGCUGCCGGUAGAGGUCAUGAACCUCAAAUGCUCGAUAAGGUCUUCAAGAUGCACACCAACUUGUUGGAAAACGGUACCAUGAAGCUCGAAUCUUGGUAAAAUUUUAGAUUUUUCUUUCGUACAAAAAGCUUAUAUACAUUUGAUUUCCUCUUACGCACAUCCUUUUUAACCCUGUUGUUUCAAAACGAAACUUCCUUAUUACCUUGUAUUAUAUUAUUUUAAUAAAAAAAAAAAAAAUUAAACAAAA